UCUGCGGAAGGGCAAGUCCAUCCGUGAGUUGAUGGAGGAGAAAGGUGUGUUUGAGGAUUUUCUAAGGAAGAACAAGAAAGUUGAUCCAGCUACUAAGUACUUUCCCAACAAGGAUGCUGUGGCUUAUGAAUCUAUCACUAACUACUUGGACUCUUUCUACUUUGGGGAAAUCAGCGUCGGCACCCCCCCUCAGAACUUCCUGGUCCUCUUUGACACCGGCUCCUCCAACCUGUGGGUGCCCUCCACCUACUGCCAGACCCAGGCCUGCUCCAAUCACAACAGGUUCAACCCCAGCGGGUCGUCCACCUUCCGCUCGGGCGGGCAGACGUUCACGCUGUACUACGGGAGCGGCAGCCUGACGGUGGUGCUGGGCUACGACACCGUGACCGUUCAGAACAUCGUGGUCAAUAACCAGGAGUUUGGCCUGAGUGAGAGCGAGCCUGCCGUCCCCUUCUACUAUUCCUACUUUGAUGGGAUUUUGGGCAUGGCUUACCCAGCAAUAGCUGUAGGCAACUCCCCCACCGUGAUGCAGAACAUGUUGCAGCAGGGACAGCUUUCAGAGCCCAUCUUCAGCUUCUACUUCUCCCGUCAACCAACUCAGCAAUAUGGAGGAGAGCUCAUCCUCGGCGGGGUGGACCCCCAGCUCUACUCUGGCCAGAUCACCUGGACCCCUGUCACUCAGGAAGUUUACUGGCAGAUCAGCAUCGAGGAGUUUGCUAUAGGUAACCAGGCCACUGGCUGGUGCUCCCAAGGCUGCCAGGCCAUUGUGGACACGGGCACCUUCCUCCUGGCGGUUCCUCAGCAGUACAUGAAUGACUUCCUGCAAGCGACACGAGCCCAGCCGGCUCAGAACGGCGACUUUGUGGUCAACUGCAACUACCUCCAGGACCUGCCCACCAUCACUUUUGUCAUCAACGGGUCCCAGUUCCCUCUGCCUGCCUCUGCCUACGUCUUCAAUAACAACGACUACUGCCGCCUCGGGAUCGAGGCCACCUACGUGCCCUCCUCCAACGGGCAGCCCCUGUGGAUUCUGGGAGACGUCUUCCUCAAGGAGUACUACUCUAUCUAUGACCUGGCCAACAACAGGGUGGGCUUCGCCUACUCCGCCUAGGGCGGGCCUGCAGAGGGCACCGCCCCUGUGACAAGGUGUAAACUUGCGGCAUCUUCGGCCUGGAACCCGUCACUGCAGACCUAAAUUUCCAAAAUUCUUCUGAAAUAAAGCCUUUGGUUG
Sarcophilus harrisii (Tasmanian devil) is the source of this 1231-nucleotide messenger RNA. RefSeq names its product gastricsin. The record is from RefSeq and is a predicted model, not a curated record. NCBI's taxonomy places the organism in Eukaryota, Metazoa, Chordata, Mammalia, Dasyuromorphia, Dasyuridae. Gene Ontology annotation, molecular function: aspartic-type endopeptidase activity. Gene Ontology annotation, biological process: proteolysis. The transcript has 8 exons. Bases 32 to 1111 code for a protein of 359 amino acids.